Hydra vulgaris (swiftwater hydra) is the source of this 507-nucleotide messenger RNA. RefSeq lists its product as uncharacterized. Lineage: Eukaryota; Metazoa; Cnidaria; Hydrozoa; Anthoathecata; Hydridae. The record is from RefSeq and is a predicted model, not a curated record. Gene Ontology annotation, molecular function: protein dimerization activity.
AUGUUUUUGUUCUUGUGGUCAUUGAAAUCUCUUGUUAUGUCAAAUGAAGAAAAAUCAGAAGAAAGUGUUGAAGCACUUAUCCAAUUGGAGGAGAAAUGCAAGGUCUUGGCACAAAUCUACGCGGCCGAUGUUGAGGAAGAGAAACUUAUUGAAGAGGUCCGCCACCUCGAUGCUCUGAAGCGAUCCAAUCUUUUUGGUCCAAAAGAAUCUCUCACUUCCAUGACGUUAUUGAAUGGAAUAUACCAGAAAGGUCUUCAGCCGCUCUUCGAAUCAGUCUGCAUUUUGCUGCGCAUCUUCAACAUCAUCCCUGUUUCUGUUGCGGAAGGCGAGAGAUCUUUUAGUAAGCUUGCUCUAGUUAAGACAGCUUUAAGGUCUACAAUGAGCCAAGAACGACUCACGAAUCUUCUGGUUAUUUCCAUUGAACAUGAUCUUGCCAAAAAGUUGUGCUACGGUGAAGUGAUUUCCAAAUUUGCCAUGAGUAAAGCUCGAAAGAUCAAUUUCCUCUGA